Molecule: messenger RNA, 979 nt
Organism: Mobula hypostoma (lesser devil ray)
Lineage: Eukaryota; Metazoa; Chordata; Chondrichthyes; Myliobatiformes; Myliobatidae
Product: myosin-16-like
Exons: 2
Coding region: 23-913 (296 amino acids)
Source: RefSeq, a predicted model, not a curated record
ACAGACGGUGGUGGACCGGGGGAUGGAAACCCAGGUCGUCAAACUAAAUGAGACACAGGGAAGAGAGGGGAUUUGCACCGCACUGCGGUCAUGUACUGACGAAUUAAUCCAGCGAGAAGAAACAACGACCCACCUUCGAAGGGAUCAGCAGAAACUCAAGACAUCGAUCCAGAACAGAUUGGAAGACUUGCAAGUUGGGGAAGAUCAAGGAAGUGUUCUGACUAAGGUCAACAGAAAACCGAGCGCCCAGGGAGGGGAGUUUGACUACACUCCCGAGGAGGUGAAGAAAUGGAGGACAGAUCUCGGGAAAGGGAGACGGACGCUUGAAAGGACACUGAAGAUGACUAUCGCGAGUUUAAAUGAAGUGGAAAAGCUGAAAGUUGACCUGGAAGAUGUCCUCAGGAAGAAACAACCGGAGGCUGAACAUUCUUUAACUGCUGCUUUUCAGGUCAGGGUGGAAGAAGCUGGUGGGGUAACUGCGUCCCAGAUUGAGAUGGCCAGGAACCCUGAGUCAGAACUACUGAGGCUGUGGCGAGAGUUGAAGGAGUCCCCGAAGAAGCUGACAUCUCGACUGCAGGAGGCUGAAGGGGUAGCCCCGGCUAAAUGUUUCAGUUUGGAGAAACUCAAACAGCAGCUACCAAUCGAGGGAAUGAGGAAGGAUACGGGUUCGAAGGAUGAUGUGCUGCACAUAUGGCACCUCAAGGCAAUGUUCCUACAGAAAACCCAGCACCUAAUAAAAGAUGAUGGAUGGAGAGAACACAGGAGGGCAGCAAAUCACUCAGAAAGGCCAAACACUCGAGGCCCCACCUCAGAACCAGGAAUGGAGGUGAACCCAUCAGGACCAGAGAUAGUCAACUCCCACUGGAAGAAGCACUUCAAGACCUCCUCAACUGCAAGUCUGUCCUUGACGUAAGUACCAUCGAUGCCAUCCCAUGGAAAUCUUUCUAGGCCAGCCUUACUGCUAUUUCUGGCUGACAAG